This is a messenger RNA of Beauveria bassiana ARSEF 2860, 1689 nucleotides long. RefSeq names its product multicopper oxidase. The transcript is spliced from 2 exons. The record is from RefSeq and is a predicted model, not a curated record. Bases 1 to 1689 code for a protein of 562 amino acids. NCBI's taxonomy places the organism in Eukaryota, Fungi, Ascomycota, Sordariomycetes, Hypocreales, Cordycipitaceae. Gene Ontology annotation, molecular function: copper ion binding; oxidoreductase activity.
AUGAAGUUUUUUCUCUCCCUCACAGGCUGGCUUGCUGCUGUAGCUCAAGGCAGCACUGUUGGUCGGCGAGCGGCAUGUUCUGGCAACACGGCCACGACAAGAUCGCAGUGGUGCGACUUUAGCAUUGACACCAACUACUAUGAUGAGGUUCCCAACACUGGAAACACCAGAGAGUACUACUUUAAUGUCGAAGAGCUAACUGCGGCUCCCGAUGGCUUCGAGCGCACCGUGUACGCCAUCAACGGCAGCGUUCCGGGCCCGACCAUUGUGGCCGAUUGGGGAGACAACGUCGUCAUACAUGUGACCAACAGCCUCUUCAAUGCAAAAAAUGGCACAUCAAUCCAUUUUCACGGCAUUCGACAGAAUUACACCAAUGAAAUGGAUGGUGUCACGUCCAUUACACAAUGCCCUCUCGCGCCGGGCGAGUCCAUGACUUACAGGUGGAGAGCCACCCAGUACGGGUCGUCGUGGUACCAUUCACACAUUGGGCUACAGGCCUGGGAGGGAGUCUUUGGUGCCAUUCUCAUCAAUGGACCAGCUACAGCCAACUAUGACGUGGAUAAGGGAACUAUUCUGUUGUCUGACUGGAGCCAUGAGACGGUGGAUUCGCUGUAUCAUUCGGCCCUCACUCAGGGACCUCCUCAGCUGGAUACGGGACUCAUCAACGGUACAAAUACAUGGAACAACAGCGGAACCAUUGUUGGACACAGGUUCAACACGUCGUUUACCUCGGGCGAGUCAUACCGGCUGAGACUGAUUAAUGGUGCUAUUGACACGCACUUUAAAUUUUCCAUUGACAACCAUACCAUGACGGUCAUUGCGGCCGACUUUGUUCCUAUCACGCCAUAUGAUACUACGGUUCUUAACAUCGCCAUGGGCCAAAGAUACGAUGUUGUUGUGACGGCCGACCAACAGUCCGUCGCCAGCAACUUUUGGAUGCGCGCCAUUCCCCAAGUCGCCUGCUCGAACAGCGCCAACGCGGACGACAUACGCGGCAUCAUCUACUACGGUAGUUCACCCUCGACUCCCACCACUAUCGGCUACGACUAUACCGACGCCUGCGUCGACGAGCCCGUGUCCAGCCUCGUGCCGCACGUGGCCGUCGCCGCCAGCACCCAGCACUACUCGGACCUCGAAAACGUCAACAUCCGCGCCGUCUCCGACGUUAUUCUGUGGACGCUCAACGGCACCUCCUUCUCCGCGGCGUGGGAGGACCCGACCGUCUUGCAGAUGUAUAACAACGCGACAAUCUACAGCACCGACAUUCACGCCGUGCAGCUCGACGAGGCGGACCAGUGGGCCUAUCUGAUCGUGCAGGCGGAGAACGCGGCGGCGCACCCGAUCCAUCUGCACGGGCACGACUUUGCCAUUCUCGGCCAGGGCGUCGGCACGUACAAUGCGAGCAGCGAUCUGCUCAGCUUGACGAACCCGGCGCGGCGCGACGUGGCCAUGCUGGACGGCUCGGGCUACCUGGUGCUCGCGUUCAAGACGGACAACCCGGGCGCGUGGCUGAUGCACUGCCAUAUUGGGUGGCACACCAACAUGGGCCUGGCGCUGCAGUUUGUCGAGCGGCAAGAGGAGGCGCGGGAGCUGAUGGACUAUGAGUUCUUGAACAGUACGUGCGCGGCGUGGACGGCGUACACGGAAGAAGCUUCGGUACAGCAGGAUCAAUAUGAUGAUGGCAUCUAG